CAGACAGCUAAGGAGAGGCCAACAGAUCAGGCCGCCAUUUUUCUGCAAUGGAAUUAAAUGGCCAACUGGGUUUUCCUUUGUUCCAAAGGGGGAGGCUGGCUUUGCUUUGCUUGGAAGGCAGCAGCCACCGCCGCCAGCAGCCAGCCAUUAUUGCUGGAGCGCUCUCUCAGGCUCUUGGUGUUCCUAAGGGCUCUGGCAACAGGAAGAAGGAAGACGUUGCUUAAAAAGCGCUGGAUUUUUCCCUUUUGCCUUGGAGCCCAGCUGGGUCUUUGUAUAUCACUCCUAGGUCAAUGGCCCGCCCUCCUUCCAUGUCUCUGUCCCCGCUUUGAGUAGUGACCCAAACAAGUCAAUACACGAAGGCCUUUGCGGUGCCUUGGGGUUUUUUUUUGCCUGGGGGGUUUUUCUCGGCCACCCCAAACGAGUCUCCUGUAUUAAACACUAAAUGCCCGGCCAUCUUUUAAGUUUAAAUCCUUUCCUGCUUCACAAGGUAACGUUUGAAAUAUAGGAGCCGUGAAUUCUUGCAAACAAACUCCAUUAGGAGCAGUGCUCUCUCUCUUCCUCUGUCCUUAUUUUGGGGUUUUCCUUUUACAUUGUAAGUACCCAAUCCAUUCUGUCCUUUUGAAGUCUAGUUUUCAUGUUAAUGUUACUGGAGUUCUCCUGAUUUUGUUUUUCAAACUUCAUCUGCAUGUCAUAUAUAUAUAUAUAUAUCUAGAUAUACUUUUGUCUUGUUUAGCUAAAGCAGUUACUUCUGAGAUACUCUUUUAUUUAAAGUCAACUCAAAACUAUUUAGCUAGAGAUGCUUAAAAUGAUGUUGGAUGAAGCAGGGGUCUUCACACGAAAGUUUGGAGAGCUAAUGUUGGGGUCGUCUUUGAACCAAUUGGGGCACAUUGCAGACCCUCCAGACUGACUCUCUUGUCACGCUUCUGUACCGCUUUAAGUCUGGGGGGGGGCUUUUUAGAAGAGGAGGUUGGGUAUUGUGAGUCAAACGAGGUGGCUGUCUUCUAACCUGUUUUUUUUGUUGUUGUUGUGUGUGUGUGUGUCAAAGCCAUAGAUGUUACUGAAGGAGAUGCACUGCUCUACAAAGACAAGUGAUGAUCUAGAACAAAAUGUAUACUUAGGCACAGGGUUUUUUAAAAACCAACCAGCCAACCAGCCCCUAUCCCCCCUUUCCCCCCAACUUCACCUUCUGAACUGCCUUCAAGCAUGGCGUGCGGGUAAGUAAACCCUUUUGCCCUUGCAGUCAAACCGAGAGCAGGCCUCCUGUGCAACAAAUGCUUUUUUCUCCAGGGCGGAUAUCCGAGAGGCUGGAGCAGAGAAGGGGGCAGCAAAGGUUCUUGUGGAAAAGGACAUAUAUUCAGACUCUACUCUCUCUACCUUUCUCUGCCCACCCCCCUCCAUAAGGCUGCUUCCUUUUCUUUCACUCGCCUGCUUAACCAAAGUGCAGGUCUUGGCUGCCUCCUGGGUGCUUUGAAGAUGGUCUCCCUGCAAAUCCACAAUGGCUGGAGGGCUGUCUCUCUCUGUCUCUCUUUCUCUACAAACCCACAAUGGCUGGAGUGCUCUGUGUCCUUCCUUCUCUCUCUCUGCAAAUCCACAAUGGCUAGAGUGCUAUCUGUCUGUCUGUCUGUCUUUCUCUCUCUGCAAAUCACAAUGGCUGCAGUGCUGUGUGUCUAUGUCUUGCUGCAAAUCCACAAUGGCUGCAGUGCUGUGUGUCUAUCUCUCUCUCUCCUCUCUCUGCAAAUCCACAAUGGCUGGAGUGUUGUGUGUCUGUCUCUCUCUGCAAAUCCACAAUGGCUGGAGCGCUGUGUGUGUCUGCCUAUCAAUCUGCCUAUAGCUAUCUGCUGCUAUGCUCAAGUCUGGAGGCACUUGGGGACUAUUUUAAAACUAACAUGGAAGGACAGGAUUGAGCCAAACCACUGGGGCACUUUUUGCCUUGUCCCAUUUGGCGACCGGCAGCAGUUGGAAGACACAAGAUGGACUCUCGUUUUGCUGCCAAGGGUUUUUCCUUUCCGACAAGGAGCAUUGGCAAAACAAGCCCAACGCAAUCCAAGAUGGAGGCUGCCUUUCCCCACCAGAACGAGCGCUCUCUCUGUCUCUGCCUUUCCUGGUGACACGCCUGCCAAGUGCAUAGCAGCCAGGGCUCGGCCGUUGUUGCAGGGCGUUACAGCGCAAAUAACUUCCAUCUGGCCCUUGGAGAGAGAGAAAGAGGCUCGAUUUGGAGAAGGGGAAAACAGCCUCUUGAGCCCAGUUUACUCUGCAAGAGGCUUUGAAAAACAAAGGAGGGGGAAGACAACAACAACCCACAGUGUGGGCUUCCUAAUGGCGGCUGUCUUUCUCUGCUGGGUGGCUGUGGUUGUGUGUGUAUGUGUGUGUCUUUUUGGGGGGGACUUGGGUGUUUUUUGUGAAGGCAGCAAAGGCUAUCUCUUGUUUCUCUCCCCAUGUUUUCUGGAGGGUGUCUUUUGGGGGGAAAGCAAGCAAGCUGUGUGUGUGGAGGGGGGGAGCAGGGCAGGCAAAGAUGGUGGCCAUUUCAUGCAAGCUCGUUCUUUCUUUCUUCUUCUUGCAGGCGGGAGAAGAAGGCAAGAGUGUAAGAGGAGAAGAGAGCCUGGCAAGGCUCCAGCUUCUGCCUGCUGGUUGGCUUUGUGGGGGGGGGGGGAGGGCAGGGAAAGGCCCGGGGAAGGCAAGCAGCCUGGCUCUUAAAGGCACAGGAGCUGCUGUGGAAGGCAAGGCAAGACAAAGGCGCAGGCUGCUUCCUUUGUGUCUAGGAAGGUUUCUUUUUUUGGCUGGAGGGAGGCAUACAAGAGAUGGCACUGGGGUUGGCACCAGUGGAGGUUCAAGCCACCAAGGAGAAAGGCAGCAGUGGUUCACUUGUACUGCCAUGGCUCCAUGUUCUGGAAUUCUGGAAAGUGCAGUUUGUUGGGGCACCAAGGUGCCCCAACAAACUGCACUUCCCAGAAUUCCAGAACAUGGAGUCAUGGCAGUACAAGUGAACCACUUCUACCCAGGCUCUUCAGUGCAAGGAUGUUUAAAAGAUCUGCUUAGACUUUAUAUGGCUGGAGGAGGUGGCCUGGGGUGACUUUUUAUUUCCAAACAGGUUGGCCAGCCUUGCUCAUCCCUCUUCCUCCUCCCCGUGACCCCUGCAAAGGUGGAUGGCGAGAAGGAGGAGCAGCGCAAGGAGUACGUGGCCUGCUGUCAGGAGGCGAGAGGGGCUGCGACUCCGCACUCUGGCUUUCUUUGUCUAAAAGGAUUUCAUGCCUCCACACUGCAGCUCCCUCUUUCCUCCCUCCUUCCCCGUAAUGUGUGGGUGUAGCUUGUUUCAGACAGCCAUAGCUCUGGAGGCAUUUGGAGGCUCUGAUCUGACAACCCUGGCCAUGGAUCCUGAGGCCACGAAGGAGCAGAGUUUUGUCUUUUUUUUCCCCCAAUUGCUUUGAGAGAAAAUGGGGGUCUUACCUGCCCAAGCAAGCAGGUUAAGCCUCUGGCUGUGACUUGAUCUCAGGGACGCUUGACCGAAGACUUUAAACUUGUCUCUCCUCGGGGACAUCUACAGGGAUUUAAUGCUAGAAAUUAGUUCCCCCAGGCUUUUACUUUUCAAAAACAUCCCUUUGUCUUGAAUGUCUUUGACUUAAAAAAGGCAUGGAUGGCUUCCUCUUGUGCACAGAAGCAACACACUUUCCAGGUGAAAGCCUUGUUUGUGACACCCCUCUUCCCCACUGUAGUGAGAACCAAUAUCCCAUCAUAGCUGGUGGCUAAACCCUUUGGCUCAAGUAUGUCUCCUGCGGCUGGCUUAUAUAAAAUAUUCAAGAGGAGGCCGUGGGUGUUGUCUCCUAAGUCUUUGUGGGGAGUGAAGACAUUCCAUUCUGUUCCACCGUCAUGAACCAAAGAUCUGCUCAAGAGGUAAAACCUGUUUUUGAAAGCAGCCACUCGAAAGGAGCAAGCUGCUGGUUAAACAUUGCACAAUGUCAUACUUCUGGUCUUUGUGGGAGGAAGGAGCGUAAAGGGAUUGCUUAAGUCAAGAGGAUUGCCAGUUGGGAGCGUAGUAGGUUACAAUCCUUCCUCAGGAGUCAAUCCUAUUAAAUUAUGCAGGAGUUUCUUUCAAGUAAACCUGUUUAGCAUUACAUUUCAUGCUUAUUACUUUGUCUUUUUAGAUGACAGUGUGGGAGAAUGCCUUUUUUUUUUUUUUUUUUGGUAAUGUCUAAACAAAAUAUCUCAAUGAAUUGUUUUGUUAAUUGGUUCCAGAGAACUUAAAAUGGAGGCUAGGUGAAUGUGAGUACCUUCUCCUGAAGAUGUUUAAGCUUGGAGGGGAAUUGGCUCCAUCCAGGGCACUGAAUCACUACAUACAUGCCUAGCAUUACUUUGAAGGGCUGUCACAAGGAAGAUGGCUGGAGAUUGUUAUUUUUCUUUUGCUCUAGAAGAUAUGACUCCAACGAAUGGUUUCAAAUUACAAGAGAGGAGGUGCUGACUAAACACUAGGAAGAGCUUCUUGCUGGGUAAGAGCUGUUCAGCCUAGGAAUAGCUUACCGCAGACGGUGGUGGGAUCUAGAUCACUGGAAGCUUUGAAACAGAAUUUAGAUGGCUGCCUGGAAGGGCUGUUUUACCAGGGGAUUCCUGCAUGGCAAAGAGUUGCAUUAGAUGGCCUUCAGGGUGCCUUCAAAUUCAUGGUUUUUGGCUGCUUUUUCCUUCCAGUAAGUGAUCCAGCGAAGAAAGUAUUUAUGUACUCUUGUCUAUGGUGAUGUGGCAACAGUUUGCCAUUUGGUUGAUUAGUACAUCUAUCCUUGAGAUUCCUGUGGCUGUAAUGGUAUGCUACAAAUCCAUUAAUUGGAGUACUUAAGUUCCAUCCAAAUUACUACAGAGUAAGCAUGAGUGGCUGCUAGAAAGUACAGGCUUGUUCCUGUUAACCUGACAAUCCAGUUCAUGUGUACAUCCUGCCUUCUUACUCUUCCCUCCCUCCCUCCUCAUUCUGUCAGUAUAAUGUAGGUCACUAUAUGUCUUCUGCUUGGGACUAGGAGUUUCCUGUAGUUGUAUCACUUGUGAUGGAUGCUGAGAGUGCUUUUGAAUUUUCAGUGCACUUUAUGUACAUGCUUACAGCUAGUCCUAUACAGUAGGCUAGUAUUACCACCAUAUUGCAGAUGUGGAGACAAUACUGAGAUAGCAUGUUGUAGACAACUACUCACUGCAAGAACGAGAUGAGGUCUGAAUUGGUGAUUUGCCAGUUUGCAGUCAGCUGGAGAACCUGUGGCCCUCCAGACGUUGAUGAACCACUGUUGCCAUCAUCAUUUGUCAUUUGUCAGUCUGGCAGGAACCAACAGGAAUUGCAGACCAAUAACAUGGGGGAGGGGGGCACACAGGUUCUCCACUCCUGCCAUUGAGUGUUUGGCCUUCUUCUGUUGGUAUGUAUGGAAUGAGAAUUUAUUAUUGAUUUAGCUGAAAUCUGUGUUGUGCUAGCUCUAGGUGAGAAAAAUAGACAACUUGCUUUCUCUCUCAAAGAUGCUAGUAGAACUGGUUUAACAUAGAAUGUUUAUACUGUACUGCUCUCUCCACUUAAUAUCCAUGUAUAUUUAGCCCAGUAGCUCAUUUUCUAUUUGGUGUUGCUGUUGUGUGCCUUGAAGUCAUUUCUGACUUACGAUGAACCUAUCACAGGGUUUUCUUGGCAAGAUUUGUUUGGAGGAGGUCUGCCUCUGUCUUCCUCUGAGGCUGCGAGGACUCUAACAAUGGUCUCCCAGUGUCCUAGUCCAACACUCAAACCACAACACCACAGUGGAAUCUUUUCAUAUAAUUGACUGUUCAUGUCUGUAACAGUUAGUUUACACAAUCAUAUACAAGUUUACUUCACUGUGUUUACUUUUUAAGUUUGUUGUCUUUAGAAAGGAAUGGCAAAUCAUACUCAUGUUUCUUUCUCACCCAUACUGUUAAGGAAUUAUUGUUGAUGUUAACCUUGUGUAUAUAUGAUAUGCAGAUACAUUGAAGUUAAAAUAGAUUCAGCAACUAGCCUUGAGGUCAUUGGCUUCUUUCUCAUUCAUAGCAUCAUUAGGCAAAAGUGUUGCCUUUCUGUGAGAAGAAAAUAGUUUUUCUGUUAAUAGUUUUAUUAACGGAAACCAAAACUUCAGUCUUGUUUCAGAAAGUACAGAUACUUCCAGCUGUAUAUAAAAAUGCUGGCUGUUGUCAGACUCAUCUGGCCCUUUCUGUUACUUUGUAGGACAGGAAAUUUUGAAUUGAAAGAUAGUAUAAAAGUGUGUUCAGCAAUUCCAUUUGACUGCUGUGGAUGGUUGUAGCUAAGAAAGAGCAUGCCUUCCUACGUAAAUUUCCUGGUGGAAGGCACAUACACACGUCUCAGUACAGUAAGAUGUGGAGGAUCUCUCUUUUCACUCUUCCUGUAAUUGUUAAUCUGAGGAAUUUUUAAAAAGUAUUGUUCUAUUAACUCUUCAGAUUUUCUUGAAGUAUGAAAUGUUAUGAGCCAAAUUCUUUGGACUGAAAUCAUAUGUAUUGAUUUGUGAAGGAAACAAAUGUCUUAUUGUUUCUGCAUUUCAUCAUCCACCUCUUUACUAACUGUUCAGUUAGAGGCCUGUUGGCAUUUCUUCUGUAUGUGAAGGAUACACCUUGGUUUAUGUAAACUAUUUUAUUGACCGCUGCUACAUAAAACCCUCUGGUUUUGUUGCCUUGCCCUCCCUUCCCAAAACAUAAGA
Sceloporus undulatus (fence lizard) is the source of this 6674-nucleotide messenger RNA. RefSeq lists its product as uncharacterized. NCBI's taxonomy places the organism in Eukaryota, Metazoa, Chordata, Lepidosauria, Squamata, Phrynosomatidae. The transcript is spliced from 2 exons. The record is from RefSeq and is a predicted model, not a curated record. The coding region runs from base 1474 to 2694 and encodes 406 amino acids.